CAAAAGAACGAGAAGUGGCGAGAGUUUAAGAAGGUCAAAGGUCGAUUCGAGUCAGGUGUGGCCAAAAUUUCCGGCUUCUCCGGAAAUUCACCUGAAUUCUUCCUAUAAACUUUCGUGUUUUGACCGUAAACUUCCGCUUCAAGUCGCACAACGCUUCCACGAUGAGUCGUACGAUCUUUUUACGUCAUAUUUAAGUCCGGAACCGGCGUAAACUUCGGGGAAUACCGACACUUGUGACGUAAAAGUGACCCACACUCGAUUUUUGUCUUCCACGCAUCGGACUUUCUUGACAACAGUUGUGAAACUCUAGUUGCAAUACAGCGGAAGGUAAGGCGACACCGCUCCGCCAUGGAGAGUAAAACAUCACCAAGACCUGAGCUUAGGAAAGAAACCAGCGUUCCCCUCGGUCGCGAGGAAAUCCAGAUCGUGUUGGAUCGUUUCCUCCAACGACACCUCAGUAUCACCGAUAAGUCCCCCCUCGGGCAAACCAUCGCUCCUUCUAUGAGUCCGACAACGCCAACCCCCGGCGCAAGCGGAUUUAACUCUCCGACGAAACCUACGGCAAAUGGGUUCUCUCCUAGCGAACAUCAGAACGGACAUGCCGGGUUCAAACGCACGGGAAGUUUCGGCAAGGCUCUGGAACACCCAAUCAUGGAGUCCAUCCAUCGAAGGCGAACGUGGGACAGCGACCGUCACAACCGCGUCAACCAGCAACCCGACGAAGUGAAAGCAACCGAGGAACUAAAGAAGAAAAAAUCAGGAUUCCACCGCUGGCUCAAAAGCGUGUUCACGUACGAGAGCUCAAAGAAAAACAAGAAGAAAAAUUCGGAAGAAUUCAAACCUGACUCAGAAGACGGUACCCUAGACAAUCACCAUCGUACAAUUGAAAAGGGUGCGAAACCAAAGAGAACUGAAAGCUUCAGCAAGUCGAUAAGGCGGCGUUUCAGCCUAAGAAGAAGUAAAAACAGCCCAAAAGACUCUUCGGACUCUCAGUCGCCGGGAAGCGACAGUUCAAUAAAACUCCACGGAGUGUACGGGAGCAGUCAGUCGCGUGCAAGUUCUCGCGAAGGCGACCGCCACAGCACGGACACGCAGCUUUUAGACAAUUCAACAGAGGAGGAAUCGCCGCAGUCUUCGUAUCGUACGCAAUCGCUAGAUCCAGAUGAGGUGUUGGAUCCUAGGAUGGCAUUGCCACCGCCACCGCCACCAGGUGGAAUGACAAGACCAACCACACUGGGACUAGCGUCGGUACAUCGGCCAGGAGGGCUUUCAUCAGAUGUCGACAUUGAUGGACUUGACAGUCCAGCAGAUGGCCGGAGGACACCAGAUGAGAGAACGCAGGAGGAGAGGGAGAAAUUGUUAGACAUGAUCGCAGCUAGAAUCGGUCAGAUGGGGGACGACAUUCUGGAACGCCAUUUUAACUCAACUCCCAGUCCGAGCGGUGCCCCCCAAGGUGCCUCUGGUGGCGUUUCGUCCACUUUAGAAGUUCCCAGCAGAACGGCGAGCGGUACAGAGAUCACGGCAGUGGAGCAGGCCAUGGCCAGCUACCUGUGUAAACUGCUCGAGGAGGAUGACGGAGUCAGGCUCAACCAUGACAAUCAGCCUAUCCCAGUCGAACUACGCAACGAAAUGGGAGAAAACAUGACGUAUGAACAGUUCAAGGAGAUGGCAACCCGCGUACAAGCCAUCGUACACCGCGAUUCCGGAAGGGACAUCGAGCUCUCCCAACUCGCCAUGGUGUUCGGCUUCACAAAAUUCGCCAUCAAGACGGUCGGCGUGACGACGGACUACGCGAGGGUCCUCCGUAACUUCUGCUUGGAGUACUUGGAGAACACCUUCGCUGGAUGGAUAGCCAGUCAUGGAUGGGGUCAGCUAACGGAGCAAGAACAAGACCCCGACACUGAGACGUCAGAAGCUGAAUCCAGAGAAUCCGAGAUCGACUGAUCUUCACAAGAAGAACUCUUUUUUAAUUGUACAUACUAGUACUAUUUAAAAAAAUGCUGAUGGUUUAUGGGAUAGAAGAAACAUAGCACCUGAAUUGUAGUCAUAGAUUCUGUUCUGUUGUUCGGUUUUGGAACUUUUAUCAAUAUGCAGUGCAAUUUUUUUGCAACUGUUAUCGUUGUUAUGAGAAUUUUUCUUCUAUGCAAGUCUAAAACAAACCAAAAAUUGUUCAGAUCUUGUUGCUACAAAAUGUAAGUGCAUGUAUGCUGUUAAUGCCAGUUAAUGCACUAUAACUGGUAGCACAUGUAUGUGUAUAUGACUAAUAUGAUGCAUGGAUGAGUAUAUUUUUCCCAAUAGAUAUUUGUCCUUGCACAGUUUUGUCAAACAGGAAAAUCCUACUAAAAAUAGUGACAUCUUUUUGAUGCUGAAUAUUGUUGCUGCAUGAUAAAAAGUAUUUCAAAGUUUUCUUUUCUCACUAAGGGCUGUUGCACGUUUUAAACCUGGUUUAGAAAUAGGAAUUUUAACAAAUGAAAUAUGUAAAUACUGACUUUUAACUGUCAAGCUAUUUGACUGUUCAAGUUCUGUUAUAAACAGAAAUGUGUGCAAAAAUGUUCUUACUCUUUGCAGCAAAUUUUUAUAGGAAGUAUCAUUAUAAUUCCCACAAGUGCUUUUCAGAAAUGAUUUUUUUCACUUUGCUGCUCUAAGACAAUGGAGCAAUGUCUUAGCCAUGUUUACAUUUUUAAGAGAUAGCAAAUUAAGAACAGCAGCUGUAUAUCAAAGACUGUUUUUUUACGCAUCUUUAAUCUUUCCCAGGGAAAAUCACAGUAUAGUGUCAGGAAAACAAAUUUGACAUUCAAAAAAUUGUACAUAGCCCUCUCAGGAUCUGAUGAAAACAGCAAAUCUCCUUACUGGAGAAAUGAUUGACAUAUGCAAAUAGCUAUCUGAAUUGUAAAAAUGCAGGAUUGUUUGUUGUACUGUACUUAUACAUGUAAACGCAUCAAAAUCUACCAACUCUCUUUCAAUGCUCCUUCAAUAUGACUGUACAUAUGGGCUGUUAAUAAAGGUGCUAUAACAUGUGGUACAUA
Molecule: messenger RNA, 3026 nt
Organism: Branchiostoma floridae (Florida lancelet)
Lineage: Eukaryota; Metazoa; Chordata; Leptocardii; Amphioxiformes; Branchiostomatidae
Exons: 6
Coding region: 349-1944 (531 amino acids)
Source: RefSeq, a predicted model, not a curated record